AUGUCUCUUGCAAUCGCCCGUACCGCGGAGGGUCCCAACUCGUCGGAGUUGGACAUCGAAAAGAAAACCAAUGUUUGCGUGAGCAAGCAUUCUGUGUCCCCUUCUGAGUCCGAUGGUCUCGGGGAUCCAGGCCAUGCUCGCCAGUUCUUCUUUCAGAGAUCGAAGAGCUACGAUCCCGGUGCCAUUGCCACGCAGCCGUCGGUAUACGAUGACCCGGACCUCGCAGAAACAUACCAGCCGUUGCAAAAUUGGGAGAACAUCCAUCGGUUCGAUACGUCCGCCAGGUGGACCUGGGCAGAAGAGAAUAAAGCUGUUGCAAAGCUUGAUAGGCGCAUUAUGAUCCUGGCAUGUAUCAUGAUCAUGGCAUUGGAGCUCGAUAGGUCCAACGUUCAGCAAGCGAAUGCGGACAGUCUUCUGGAAGAUUUGAAUAUAACGCGAGACGAUUACAACCUUGGGAAUACAAUCUUCAGAUUGUUCUACCUUUUCAGCGAAUUACCCGGGCAGCUCAUCGGAAAGUCCAUCGGUGUCGACCGGUGGAUUCCCCUGCAAAUGACGUGCUGGUCUAUCGUGGCUACCAGUCAAUUCUGGUUACGCAAUCGAAGCUCCUUUUUAGCUUGUCGAGCCUUGAUAGGGAUGUGCUCAGGAGGGUUCACGCCCACAAUGGUUCUCUACAUGUCAUACUUUUACAAGCAUCACGAGCUUUCCGUCCGUCUUGGCUUCUGGUAUGCCGCGUCGUCACUCGCGGAUAUUGUCGCCGGGUUGCUGGCAUACGCCAUCUUGCAUCUCGGUGGUAUUGGCGGAUAUGCGGGCUGGCGUUGGCUGUUCUUGAUCGAGGGGCUGUUUACUUUGGCGCUUGGCCUCAUUGCGUUCCUCCUUUUGCCGCCGUCCGUCACGCAGACUGCGAGUUGGGCACGAGGAAAGAAAGGCUGGUUCACGGCACGGGAGGAAACCAUCUUAGUGAAUCGUAUCAUCCGCGAGGAUCCGUCAAAGUGUACAGCGAAUAGACAACAUCUGCUCACUCCGAAGCUUGUCUGGAAAAGUUUCAAGGACUUCGAUCUUUGGCCAUUAUACAUUAUUGGCCUCACAUUCCUCACCCCAUGGACAACCGUCUCGCAGUAUUUCACCUUGAUUAUGAGGGAUUAUGGUUUCGGCACGUUCAACACCGUUUUGCUGUCUGUUCCAUAUAAUCUCGUGGGCAUCACAACACGAAUCUUGCUUACUUAUUCCGCCGAAUAUUUCGGGUCGAUUUCGGUGAUGGCGAUAUUAGCGCAGGUCUGGAUGCUUCCGAUGUUGAUAUACAUGAACGCGGUGGAUUUUGGGCAGGUCAACAGAUGGGUCGCAUGGACAGUCCUGACGGUAUUCCUAUCGCAUCCCAGCGCCCACGCCCUGCAAGCGGGCUGGAACUCUCGCAAUUCGAACAGCGUGCGAUCUCGCGCCAUCUCUGCAGCGCUAUAUAACAUGUGUACGCAAGUGUCUGCUAUCAUUGCGUCCAAUAUCUACCAGGAUGAGGAUGCACCAGGAUACUCGAAAGGCAACCGGGUGCUCUUGGCCCUGGUGUGCGGCAACAUCGCCAUCUACGCAGCCACCAAGGCGUAUUACAUUUGGCGCAACCGAGGCCGGGACCGGAAGUGGCAGGCGAUGGGCGAGGAGCAGCGAGUGGAGUAUAUCGCAACCACGGCGGACCAGGGCAACAAACGGUUGGAAUUCCGUCAUGGGAACCUAGGGCUGGCUGACUCAGCAGCCCUGAACGGCGAGGCUGAGUCAGCCGUCCAUCAAGCGCACUUAUUGGGUCCUGAGGAGACCCGGGAUUCCGAGCCGGUUCUCGAUUCCCACGACUUCGAUGCCGAUAUGUCCAUGAAUCGUCCUCCCAUGCACCGACCGACCGACGGGCGGUCCCACCACCAGCCGCUGCUGAAAGAGGAGCAGCGCGGUCGAAUGUCUUUCGGGAACGGUGACGCCGAAGGCAGGCCUAUGCUUCACCAUACCCGCCGGCCAACGAUCCGAGAUAAGAGCCCCGAACACGAUGCCGAGCAGGCGACUCGCAAGAAGUAUAUGAUCGCGUCCGGUUUCUUGCUGCUGAGUUUGGCUAGUUUCGUGGUGCAGACUGAGACCGCGGUAUACAUUCAACAUGAACUGCAUUGGGAUAAACCGUACGCCAUGCUGUACUUGACGCACGGUUCUUGGGCUCUCUUGUGGCCCGUCCAACUCCUCAUCCUACGCAUCCAGAAACGGAAACUCUCGUGGAGUGCGUUCUGGCGACGCCAUGUCUUUCUUCUCCGGACGACGGCGCAAAUGGUCGAAUCGCAGGAUCAACAUCUCUCCAAUUCGCGGGUUCACAACCGAUCGCCCGUUCGCUACAUGAUCAAGACCACGGCCUUUGUCACGACGGCUCUUACUAUUGCUGGUGGAUCCUGGUAUGUCGCCGUCAACAUGACGACGGCUAGUGACUUGACUGCAAUCUACAACUGCUCCGCCUUCUUCGCCUACGCAUUCUCCAUCCCGCUGCUCAAGGAUAAACUGCGACUUGACAAGGUGCUUUCAGUGCUAGUCGCCAUCGUGGGCGUCCUGGUGGUCGCAUACGGGGAUCGGGACGAAAGCAAGAAGACCGCCGACGGCACGGUAGGUAAGGGCAGCGACGAGGCGGAACACCGACUCGUGGGCAACAUCAUCAUCGGUAUCGGUAGCGUGCUCUACGGUCUGUACGAAGUGUUGUAUAAGCGGUUUGCCUGUCCGCCGGAGGGCACCAGCCCCGGCCGGAGUAUGAUAUUUGCCAACACCUUUGGCAGUCUGAUUGGCCUUUUCACUUUGUCGGUCCUUUGGAUUCCCCUGCCCAUCUUGCAUUUCCUCGGUUGGGAAACCUUCCGAUGGCCCACCGGCGAAGCCGCAUGGAUGCUGAUGAUCUCCGUCUGCGCCAAUGCCACAUUCUCCGGCUCCUUCCUUGUUCUCAUCUCCCUCACUUCGCCCGUCCUUUCCUCCGUCGCCUCUCUCCUGACCAUCUUCCUCGUGGCCAUCGUCGACUGGCUUCGCACUGGCAAAUCACUCUCCAUGGCCUCCAUCAUCGGUGGCAUCCUCAUCGCCGUCGCCUUCUUCCUUCUCAGCUGGAGCACCUACCGCGAGAUGAACGAGGAGCGGAAAAAGCGACUCCAGAACGAGGACAUCGAGUCCGAUAGCGACGACUAG
Messenger RNA from Aspergillus affinis, 3180 nucleotides. RefSeq names its product putative transporter. The record is from RefSeq and is a predicted model, not a curated record. Bases 1 to 3180 code for a protein of 1059 amino acids. Gene Ontology annotation, cellular component: endoplasmic reticulum membrane. The transcript is spliced from 15 exons. Gene Ontology annotation, biological process: transmembrane transport; intracellular calcium ion homeostasis. Gene Ontology annotation, molecular function: transmembrane transporter activity; enzyme regulator activity. Lineage: Eukaryota; Fungi; Ascomycota; Eurotiomycetes; Eurotiales; Aspergillaceae.